Penicillium verhagenii is the source of this 1542-nucleotide messenger RNA. It is a transcript of the gene phzA, whose product is annotated as putative serine/threonine protein phosphatase. The transcript is spliced from 3 exons. Gene Ontology annotation, molecular function: protein serine/threonine phosphatase activity. Lineage: Eukaryota; Fungi; Ascomycota; Eurotiomycetes; Eurotiales; Aspergillaceae. Gene Ontology annotation, cellular component: nucleus; cytoplasm. The record is from RefSeq and is a predicted model, not a curated record. Bases 1 to 1542 code for a protein of 513 amino acids.
AUGGGUCAGUCGCAUUCCAAGAGCAACGGGGGUCCCGGUGACUCGUUGCAAUCCUACCCGUCCUUUUCGAAAUCAGACACCAAAGAAUCAAUUCGUUCCUUCCGCGGUUCGAUCCGCUCGAAGAUCCCUGGCGCCCGCGGCUCUGACAGCCCCCGAGGCUCGACUACCGCCCUCUCCCAGACUGAUAGUAUACCAGACAAAUCCGAUGCGGGCUCGACAAAGUCCUUUGGCAGUCGACCGGGCUCCAAUGCCGGCCUACCCCAAUCUCCCGGAUCUGAACUCCCCUCACGGACCGGAUCUCCCGAACCCCCACCUUCACCUUCCCUAUCGUCAAGCCUGAAGCGAGGCCAUAAAGAUGUGAACGCCAUGCAACAGAGUGGCGAGGUGGAUCAUGUGUCGGAGGGACCGCCUCAAGGUGCACCACCCACCACCACUACCGUCGUGGGAGAAUCCAUCUUGAUGAAGCGAGAGAACCAGCUCAACCCAAUUCUGGAUUUCAUUCUCAAUGCUCCAAUUGAGACAUCCGGGUCCCCUGGAAUGGGAAUGGGCGCUUUGAAGUCUAUUGAUCUAGAUGACAUGAUUACACGACUCUUGGAUGCUGGUUAUUCCACCAAAGUCACAAAGACUGUCUGUCUCAAGAAUGCUGAAAUUACUGCUAUUUGCUCGGCCGCUCGGGAACUCUUCCUUUCUCAGCCUGCGCUAGUCGAGUUGGCUGCACCUGUCAAGAUUGUUGGUGACGUCCACGGCCAGUAUACCGAUUUGAUCCGCCUUUUUGAAAUGUGUGGAUUCCCACCGGCGUCCAACUAUCUCUUCCUUGGCGAUUAUGUCGACCGCGGAAAGCAGAGUCUGGAGACUAUUUUGCUUCUUAUGUGCUACAAGCUCAAGUACCCUGAGAAUUUCUUCUUGCUUCGUGGAAACCACGAAUGUGCUAAUGUUACUCGAGUCUAUGGAUUUUAUGACGAGUGUAAGAGACGAUGCAACAUCAAGGUCUGGAAGGGCUUUAUUGAUACAUUUAACUGUCUUCCUAUCGCUGCCAUUGUUGCAGGAAAGAUUUUCUGUGUUCAUGGUGGACUUUCACCUAGUUUGUCGCAUAUGGAUGACAUUCGGGGCAUUGCCCGACCUACCGAUGUUCCCGAUUAUGGGUUGUUGAACGACCUCUUGUGGAGUGACCCCGCAGAUAUGGAAGAAGAUUGGGAACCCAACGAACGUGGUGUGAGUUAUUGCUUCGGCAAGAAAGUUAUCAUGAACUUUUUGCAGCGCCACGACUUUGAUUUGGUGUGUCGUGCGCACAUGGUUGUCGAGGAUGGGUAUGAAUUCUAUCAGGAUAGAAUCUUGGUGACCGUGUUCUCGGCACCUAAUUAUUGUGGCGAGUUUGACAAUUGGGGAGCCAUCAUGUCCGUUUCUGGAGAGCUUCUUUGUAGUUUUGAGUUAUUGAAACCUCUGGAUUCAACUGCCUUGAAGAAUCACAUCAAGAAGGGUCGAAAGGAGAGAAACAGCAUCCUCAGCAGUCCUCCCGCGGCGCCAUCUGCCCAAAGCUUCUAG